Molecule: messenger RNA, 684 nt
Organism: Symbiodinium sp. CCMP2592
Lineage: Eukaryota; Dinophyceae; Suessiales; Symbiodiniaceae
Source: the annotation of a GenBank genome assembly
AUGAAGUCAAGUGAGCCACCUCCAGACGGUCCAAGGCCAGAAGCCGGAGCCGAGGAGGUGGGCGAUGCACCGCAGGCGCACGAGCGGAUUAGCCGCAUCCUGGACAUUGUGAACGGGAGCUCCAAGGUGCAGAAAGCGCCGUCGACUGGGCGGAAGAAGGCACAGAGCAAACAGCACGGCAAAUCUCGCAAGGAGGAGAACGUGCCUUCUGAAGGAGGCCCAGCACCGGCCAAGAGCACGGAGAAAGGCCAAGGAAAGGGCAAAAUCGCCGGCCUUCCGCCUGACAAAGGCGGCAACAGUGCAGUUUUGCAGAUCAGAGGCAAAUCAGAGGGCGCGCAGCCUUCAGACGGUGACGGCAAGGGAAAGGUGUGGAUCAAGAAGAGUGCCAUUGUGAAGGAGGAGAGCAACGGGAGGACGGGCCUGAGUGCCCACGCCAAGGAGUUCACUCCCUUCGCAACAGAGCUCAAGCCAAGCAGAUCAGCCAUCAACGCCGAAGCGCCGGCAUUUGUACCUCAGCUUGAGGUCUCCAAGUAUCCCAACGAAGCGCCGGACCUCUACAUGGAGGCAGAGGCUGUCUUCGGAUAUCCGGAGCAUGGCGAACAUUUCGACCACUUCCAGGAUCCAGGCCUGACGCGAAAGCCCUUCUUCCCAUGGAGCAAUCCCCGGAUGCACAAAUUUGACUAG